Messenger RNA from Rosa chinensis, 2322 nucleotides. Its product is annotated as receptor like protein 27. Bases 1 to 2322 code for a protein of 773 amino acids. The record is from RefSeq and is a predicted model, not a curated record. The transcript has 2 exons. Gene Ontology annotation, molecular function: protein binding. NCBI's taxonomy places the organism in Eukaryota, Viridiplantae, Streptophyta, Magnoliopsida, Rosales, Rosaceae.
AUGUUUAUCCUUUCAAAAUUUGUCUGGUCACAUCUUGUCGUGGCUGACUCUUUGCAGUCAUAUACUCCUCCUUGCCAUGAUGAUGAGAUCUCUGCCUUACUGCAAUUCAAGCAAAGCUUUGUCAUCAAGAUGUCUGCUUCAAGUUAUGAGGGUGCUUAUCCAAAGAUUUCUUCAUGGAAAUCAAACAGCAAUUGUUGCUCAUGGGACGGGAUCGAGUGCGAUGAGGAGACUCAUCAUGUGAUUGGACUUGAUCUUAGUAGCAGUUAUCUCUAUGGCUCUAUCAACUCCAACAACACCAUCUUCCGCCUUGUUCAUCUUGAGAGCCUCAACCUUGCUGACAAUGAUUUUGAUUUCUCUCAAAUUCCUCAUACCAUUAGGAACUUUCCAAAGCUCAGGUAUCUCAACUUCUCUUUCUCUGGCUUUUCUGGUCAAGUCCCGUCUGAAGUUUCACAAUUGACCAAGUUGUCAUCCCUUGAUCUAUCUCAAAAUAUUGACAUGUUUUCUAAUGAUGAAUUGUUAAGAAGCUUAGCUCAAAAUUUAACUGGCCUACAAACACUUGAUCUUUCUAAUAUUAACAUAUCAUCCACGAGAGAGAUUCCUGAGUCAUUAUUCAAUGUAGCAAGUCUCGAGAGACUUCUUCUAGCUUAUAAUAAUCUCAGUGGUAGAGUGGAGUUCCUCAAACUUCUUAAGCUACCAAAUUUAGAGUGGGUCGAUCUAUCUGGUAACAGCUUGGAUGUGAUCACUGAAACCAAAACUAUGAAUGCAUCUAGCAUUGCAAGGUUAGAGUAUCUAGGAUUGGGUUCGUGCAACAUAAGUGAGUUCCCAAAUUUCUUAAGAUAUCAAAAUACAUUAAUGUACUUGAACCUUUCUGGGAACGGAAUGCAUGGCCAAGUACCAAAAUGGAUGUGGAACACGAGCAGAGAGUCUUUGGGGUUCUUGGACAUUUCUCAUAACCUCCUUUCAGGCUUUGACCAGCCUCCAGUUGUCCUUCCCUGGGUUGGACUAGAGGGGCUAGAUCUUUCGUUCAACAAGCUUAGUGGCCCAAUGUUGGUACCUUCGUUACAAUCCCUGAUGUUCUAUCACAUUUCAAACAACAAAUUAACUGGAGAAAUUUCACCUUUGAUUUGUAAUGCCAGUUCUCUUAUUUCCCUUGAUGUGUCAAGUAACCAUUUGAGUGGUAUGCUUCCGCGGUGUCUACAAAACUUCAGAAGUAAUCUUCAAGUUUUAAGUGUUGCAAACAACUAUUUUCAUGGCACUCUUCCUCGUAUAGGCACCAAUGGAAGCGAUUUGAUCAUGAUUGAUGUCAGUCGUAACCAACUGCAGGGGAAAUUACCGAGGUCAUUGGUGAAUUGUUUAAGCCUCGAGUCUCUCGUUCUGUCUAGCAAUAAGUUCGAUGAUGUAUUCCCCGUUUGGUUGGGAACUCUUCCGGAAUUAAAAGUUUUGGCAAUGAGGAAUAGUGGGUUCCACGGUGCUAUUCCGAGAUAUCAAAGCAAUCACGAUGGUUUCCCCAAUUUGCGCAUCCUUGAUCUGUCUCAAAAUAAUUUUACUGGUCAGUUUGCAUUUGAAUUCAUCCUCUCUGGAAAAUCAAUGAGAGGUAUCCAUCUAAACGGAUCGGCGUACAUGAAAGCAUUUGGACUCAAGUCUUAUAGAGGCGGCGACCGUGAUAGGUAUUAUACAGCUAGUUACAGAUUUGAGUACUCAAUCACGCUGAUGAAUAAAGGUUUAGAGAGAUAUUUCCAAAAGAUUCGCGAAGACUUUAUGGCCAUCGAUCUGUCGAGCAAUAGAUUUGAAGGCAAGAUUCCAGAAUUUUUUGGGAACCUAAAGGGGCUUCGCUCACUUAAUGUAUCCAGUAACAUUCUAAGUGGCCGCAUCCGACCAUCCUUGGGAAACUUGACAAAUCUUGAAGCUUUGGAUCUUUCACAUAACAAGUUCGAGGGUGAGAUCCCUCCAUUACUGUUGCAGCUUUCAUUCCUCCAAAUUUUCAGCGUCUCGCACAACAAUCUCACAGGUCAAAUACCGGUUGGAGACCAGUUUAGUACCUUCGGCAUCACUUCAUAUGAGGGAAACCCAGGUUUGUGUGGAUUUCCAUUGCCAAAGAAAUGUUGGCGUUCUGAGGAGGGGCCUGAACUUCCACCUUCAACAGCAGAAGAAGAAGAUGGAGUUGAAUUGGAUUGGAAAUUUGCCGCGGCGGGGUUAGUGAGUGGGUUGGUGGUGGGAGUGGUUCUUGCAGACUUUGUGAUCACGAGGUUCAGUGAGCGGUUCAUUGAGAUUGUUGCAUUGCUGAUCAGACUGAUGAAAAGGAUGGCAAGGCCCAGAGGUUGA